Capronia coronata CBS 617.96 is the source of this 888-nucleotide messenger RNA. RefSeq lists its product as uncharacterized. The annotation marks the transcript as partial. The record is from RefSeq and is a predicted model, not a curated record. The transcript has a single exon. Lineage: Eukaryota; Fungi; Ascomycota; Eurotiomycetes; Chaetothyriales; Herpotrichiellaceae.
CUCCCAAUGUCGAGCUCAUCCGCACCUCCAUCCUACAAGUCUCCAGAGAUGCCAACCGAGACGAGCAGACCACUGCAACCGAUGUAUAUCAUUGAUCCAGAGACAAAUACCACGGCACUGCCCUAUCGACCUGGUCACUCUUCGAGUCUGGAAAAGCUAUACCGCCGAGCAUGCUGUGGCUCCCCUGCGGGACUACUUCUCUGGAUUCUGGGAUUAUUGGUGGCAAUCGUGGUUCCGAUCGCUGUUCUCUAUGCUCGCGGGCGUCUCUCACAUGAUCCAAAGCCCAUGGCCGCCGAGCUAGAGUCUUCGGCUUCCCCCAUUUCUCUAGUGUCCGUGACACUUCCGGAGCCAUCGACCACGAUAUCAAUCUCCACAUCCAUCACGACCACCACCAUUAGCUCUAUCUCGACCGAGACAGUACUGAGCACAGCAACGCUGAUGACGACAGUCACCUCAGUUUCGGUUUCCACUGUCACUUACUCUCCGCCGUCUACAGUCUUGGUGACAACGUCUGUCGUUACAACCGCCACUCCUACCGCCGCCCCCACACCUGCAACUCCGAAGAUCAUUGUCUCUCUUGCCACUGAACUCGUCAAAUCCACGGUCGCAGGAGCCUCUACGGUAACGGUCGAGGGGCCCUCAACUGUCACCGUCGCAACCACUACCGUUCACCCUAGUUUGACUACACGAUUCGUGACGCCAGUGACAGGCCCGCUGCGUCGCCCGACAGAGUCUGAUUCUGCUGUGUCGAAAGGGCCGAACGCCUCAUGUCCGGGCAGUCGGACAGAUGAGGAUUGCCAGAAGAUCUGUAAGAAUGCGCAGCGCUGCGGAGACAAUAGUGUCGGCGCUUUUGCUGGCCUGCAGGAGUGUUGUGUUUACUGUGACUGU